UGCAGACGAAGCUAAGCAAGUGAAGCCUGGAGCCGAGCGGCAGAGAGGAGGUGACAGCGGAGAAUGGAGAGCAGUCCGGCCGCGCGUCGAGCUUUGACCGCGGCCAGCGAGCACUACUCACCCGGUGUCCCUUUCCUUUACGGAGCCUGUGCGCUAUUGAACCGAAACGCGGGGAUUUAACUUGGGAGGCAACGGAAAGGAAUGGCCGACCCUCUGCGGAGGACUUUACUAGCAAAACUCCGGGGGAAGAAGUCCAAGAAAGGAGCUACAGUCGGCGGUGCUGGUGGUUACGACUCCACGGCUGCGUAUGGGGGCCGAGAAGGUAACGCAAAAGUUUUGAUAGACUGCGAGCAAGCGUAUCUCUCAAAGCUGGAUUGCACGACAGAGAGAAUGAGUACUUACGAGAAUUGUAGUGUGGAAGGUGCGCUGCUACAGACAGAGACAGGGGGAGUUGUGUUAGUAGCUACAACGCCGGAGUUGUCCCAAGCGAAGCCGACUCAGGAGGCGAGGAGCGUGGCCAGGCGUAAUGACGAGCGCACGGGGGUUUCGCUUCAAAAAGACGUUCACUUUGGGGUACACGUGCUAACAGACAGCGACGUGAGGCAUCAGGAGUUGAACAAAGUCACUAUAGCUUGGGGGAAGCAAUUUGUAUCUAGGCAGUGGAGCGGGGAUUCAAUAGGGUUCGGGGACAGCUCCAAUCCAGUUGUAUGCCAGACAGUGCGUUCUAACACAGGUGUAGUGACAGGGCAAGAGGGGAUAAGCAGAAUUGGACACAUAGACAUUGUACAAAACUCAUUGAUUUUUGACAGCAACACAACUUUGGACACAAACUCCCAUGUUCCCUUGCCUGCCAAUCCAGAGGAGCACAUCCUAAUCCACAACAUUGAAAGUUAUGAUCCAGAGUUUGGACCACCUACUCUACAAAGCCCCACAUAUUUCCCUACAGAGCUAGAAAUCUGUGACCUCAACAUGGCAUCUCUAUGUGGCACUGAAAGAUUAGAAAGUGAGGAUGAUGACUAUUACGACAAUGAAAUUUUGCCUUUUUAUGAAACUGUCAAGUCGAACUGUGCCUCUGAAAAAGUCAAGGGCAAAGGAGAGGUUAGUGACAGCGCAAUGCAGGAGACAGACAGGCUAAGAAACCAGCUUAAAGAGGCAUAUUACCUCCUUAUAAACGCAAUGAAUGAUAUUAACAUGGACGUCCAGCAAGUGACUAAUGGAGGGACCGAACAGCAGGUCAUGUCCUCCUGUAGCAGCCAUUCUAGGGACAGUCUUUGCUCGCGGCUAUCUGCUAAAAACAUGGACAGCGAUUCCUGGUCUUCUGGGGGAGAGCAGAGUCCACAACAGGUGUCGGACACAGACUCCCUCCUUCAGUGCGUGAAUGAGAAUCUCCAGGCAAAGAAGCAUGAACGCAAAGGUGAUAGCAAAAGCAUGGUCGAUUUGAACUCCAAUCUUAAGGCCAUAGAGUUACAACGCUCUGCUAGUGACGGAGCUAUCAGGUAUCCAGGAGGACCUUUAGUUUGCCGAAUACAAAAGGAGGAAGGUAGUAAGGAGAAUACAGAGUCAAAAGAUAAAGUUACAGCAGGAGUGGGUGAGAUUUCAGAAGGGCAGGUUUUUUACGAUGCUGCUAGCGGUGACGAGUUACCAAGAGAAGCCAAUGAGGAUGAGACUGUACUACGUGAGAGUAGUGGGUCUAUGAAUAGUCUAACAGGGUCCUCUGAUAGUAACACGGACACGCUUUCAAAAUCAGAAAUCAAGCAAGAAAUAAACUCAAGCCAAAUUCAAACUUGUGUCACCAAUAAGGGAAACGGUGUCACUGUGAACAAGAUGCAAGAGUGGAUGCACAAAGGUCGCCUGCUGUCUUCGGAGAUGAAACAGCGCAUUGAAGGAUCAUCUCCGCCUUUACCACGCACCAAAGUCCUGGAUAAAUCUGCUCCUCAAGCUGGGGUCAAACCAGUCACACCAUCCAAAAAGGCAAAAUCUUCGACAAUCAAGUCCCCAAGGCAGCCUUCCUCCUCCUCCUCUUCCUCUGCCUCCACGCAGCCAGCCUUUAUAGAGAACAUCCAGCCCCCCUCCUGCGCUAACAGCCGUGAGGGGGCCACAGAGACGUCAGGAUGGAGGCCUCCGCUCAACACCAUCACUGUGUCCAAGAAGCGCAACUGGCUGCAGCAGAGCUCACUGGGAAAGAGCCAUUUCAACAAGGAUGACACACAAGGAAUCAUGGGAGCUGAGGAGGAGGGGUCCCAUCUGCAGCACCCCUCGCCCAGCCCAUCUCCAGACCACCUGAAGAACACAGGAUCCGCCCCAUCACGCCCCGCUCGGCUGCUCCUGCCACAGGUCAACAUCGGUCAGGUCAGACUGUCCCCUCACCCACGCUGCGUUGACCUGAUGGAGGAAAACGAUGCGGACGAUGAGGGCGAUAUUUGGUACAACCCCAUCCCCGAAGAUGACGAGCCGGAUCACUCCCACGGCAGACCCUCCAUCAGGCUGCUGCGCCCACCCCGAGAGAGAGGGGGAGGAGUGGGGGACACCACAGAAGCACCCAUAGAAAACCCCAGUGCGGGAGACAGCUCUCAACAUUCCGCUGAGUCCGUACAUGUGCACAGGCAAAUACUGGCGUGCAAAAACCAGGAAGACUGUGGCCCCUCUGUCAGCAAACCCAUAGAUGGCCCUGAAAUCCCCAGCAUCUCUAUCGGCUUCUCUCCACCUUCAAGCCCUAACCCCACCAAGAAGAGCAGCGCCAUCAACUGGUCUUUCCCUGAUAAGAUCAAGUCCCCUCGCACCGUCAGGAAAAUCUCCAUGAAAAUGAAGAAGCUACCAGAACUUAGCCGCAAACUUAGCGUAAAGGGCCCAAGUAGUAGCAGCAGCAAUAACAGCAGCAAUGGAAACAACCAAUCAGAGCCUAGAUCCAGCUCACCUAAAAAUAAUGGGACCGAAGCUGUCUCCCAAACAUCUGGUCCACCACGAUUAUCUGCCCCCGGGGGUGGGCAGGCCAGUCGAAAUGUCAUCUCACGCUAUCAUCUAGACAGCAGUGUUUCAACGCAAGGUAGUUUUAGUAAGAAGAAAAGUAGCGGCAGUUCAAAAUCAGCUAGUAAAGGAGGAUAUCUAAGCGAUGGGGAUUCACCGGAGUUGGUAGCCAAAUCUGGAAAGCACGGUUCUUCAGAAAACAAAGCGGUGAAAAACAAGGAGACUGAUGGACGAUUAAAUAAUAUGGACUUGGAUAUAGACGCUUUCCGACAUUAUAGCUUCACUGAGCAGCCCAAGUGCAGCCAAUACAUCUCUGGACUUAUGAAUUUGCAUUUUUAUGGCGCAGAGGACUUGAAACCGCCGAGAAUUGACUCUCGAGAUGUUUAUUGCGCCAUUCAAGUGGACUCGGUUAAUAAAGCACGAACUGCCCUCCUCACAUGUCGCACUACCUUCUUAGACAUGGACCAUACUUUUAAUAUUGAACUAGAAAAUGCCCAGCACUUAAAACUGGUAGUGUUCAGUUGGGAACCCACGCCGAAAAAGAAUAAAGUCUGCUGCCAUGGUACGGUGGUUCUUCCUACGCUUUUCAGGGUUACUCGAACGCACCAGUUGGCAGUCAAACUUGAGCCACGUGGGUUGAUCUAUGUGAAGCUGAGUUUGAUGGAGCAGUGGCAGAAUUCGCUAGACGGUCCGGAUGGAGAUAGAGAGCCCGUGGUGUUUGGAGUGGAGGCCUGGCGCGUGGUGGAGAGGGAGAACACAGGACUUAUGGUGCCACUGCUCAUCAGCAAGUGCAUCAAUGAGAUCGAGAAGAGAGGAUGCCAGGUGGUGGGCCUUUACCGUCUGUGUGGCUCUGCAGCUGUGAAGAAGGAGCUCCGUGAGGCCUUCGAGAGAGACAGCCAUGGAGUGGAGCUCUGUGAAAACACCUAUCCAGACAUCAAUGUUAUCACAGGUGUACUGAAGGACUACCUGCGUGAGUUGCCCUAUCCCCUGAUAAACAAACCUCUGUAUGAAGCCGUGCUGGAGUCUAUGGCUCUGAGGCCUCUGCGGAUGGGCACCUCGGGCUGUGAGAAUGACCCGGCUGACUCAGAGCACACUGUGGGUCUACUGGACAUCCUGCCUGACAUCGAGAAGAUGACUCUCCAGAAGCUGUUGGACCACCUGAAGUUGGUGGCGUCGUAUCAGGAGGUGAACAAAAUGACAUGUCAGAACCUGGCCGUGUGCUUUGGGCCUGUGUUAUUAAGCCAGCGUCAGGAGGCCUCUUGUCACUCAAAUCGCGUCUUCAUCGACUCGGAGGAACUCGCCAGCGCUCUGCACUUCAAGAAGCACAUCGAAGUCCUCCACUAUCUGCUGCAGCUAUGGCCAGUUGUGGACCCCCAAGCCCAGUCAGCACAGCCCCCUGCAGAGACUGUGAGCACAGCCUCUUCUGACCUACUGUCUGCUCCUCCAAUCCGGCGGAGGAAGGAGCGCCCCCAGGUGUUGAACUUCACAGACGCAGAGAUGGCGGGUGUACUGAGGCCUAAACCAGGUCGACUGGACAGUCCCAGUAACCGGUACGCUGGAGACUGGAGCGGCUGUGGGGAGAACUACUUCCCUGUGGAGAUGCUGCCCCCUGUGUGUCGGGAGGAGGCAGAUUACGAUGAUGUGGCCUCUGAGGAUAAUGAUGGUCCUGCAGAGGAGAAAAGUGAGGACAUGAACAAUAGUGGGUCUGAUCAGAGCUCAGAGUGUGUGGAGCAAGAACAGCCCCUCAGCCUGGACACAGAGACAGAGGAGGUGAAAGAAGAGGAGCAGAACCAGACCCAGGCAGACACAGAGCAGAGUCAGCCCCCAGAGCAGCAGCAGGAGCGUCUGUGUGAGCACAUCCUACCCCCACGGGAGCAUACGUACCAGGCUUACAUGAAGAUCCAGGACAUCAGCCCUGUGCUCAGCAACAGGGUCAACCUGAGGGACCUGCAGGAGAGCAUAGAUACGCUCAUCGGAAACCUGGAGAGAGAGCUAAACAAGAACAAGCUCAAUGUGGGCUAUUAACUCAUAUAGUAUGUGCUCAUAUAACAGUAUGGGGACUGAUAUACUGCUCAUAUCAGCUCAGAGCUACAGACUGGACUCUGCUCUGCUGACAGUCUGGAGGAUAAAGCCACAGUGUUUCCAUGGAGACAGUCCUGGGACAGAGGCAGUGUGGUUCAGGAGAUGCUGCUACAAAAACAUGAGAAAGGCACUUCUAUAUUGGGCCCAUAGACAUUCCAAAAGUUCAUUCAGUGUGAGCUCCUCAUGUCUUUGUGGUGUAUGUGUGUUCAUGUUAUUGUUGCUCUUCUUAUUAGAAGAACCCAUUGACCCCUCAGGGGUUUAAAAGGUGCCUUAAUUGUGUGAAGGUGGUACGUCGGGAGGAAAAUCACCCUAAAACAUCACCAUCUCCUUUAACACCUAACUGAUUUUUUAACAACUAUAGUUAUGUAUAAGCUGUAUUGUUCAAUAUUGCAUCAAAUUUGAACCUAUACUGCAAAUCUAUUUCGUAAGCAUUUUACUAAAAUUGUAAGCAAUCCAAAAUAUUAUUAUCUCUCGUCACAGUGUUUUUAUAGUCACAUGUUUAGAGCAUAGAAAAUCUGCCCUGUUUUUCGUUUUUGUAAACAACUUGUGAUGGAACAGUCACGAGGAGAGUUGGUUUGUUGGGGUGAGUUUCCUCUGAAAGGCAGCAGAGCUUUUUCGUUAGUUAUGAAACAGUAAAUAAUGUUCAACAGUGAUGCACUUAUGAGGCAGUGUGGGUUAUCAUUAUGGCGGAAGUACAGGAGAACAGCUGCUGCCGUGACGCAGAUCUAUAACAUAAGAUUAUCUCACAAACCCCUGAAAAAACACCACAUUUCAGACACUAUUGCAUAAUGUUUAAACAGGAAGUGUCGAAUAAGACCAUACCUCUCUGUUAUGUAGACUCGCCUGUAGGGAUGGGACAAGAUGCCAUAAGAUCACACGAGACAAAAUUGCAACAAGAUUGUGCACACAUGCUCAGAAUGAUCUUGUGCAAUUUUUUUAACAUUUGGAUUAGAUAAAAAAAUAAAGUGCUGGUGAGUUAAAAUUUCUGAGAAGCUGUUGUCCCAAAAAGUAGCGCUACAAUGACAGCAGAAAUAUUAAAUAAAGUAAAUCAAAAAUGGUGAGGCUAAAACUGGUAACAACGCACAAUGUGUUCAUAAUAAUGUCAAAAUCUCGUCCUGUCUUGUUCUCGUAUAUCCAAUCCCGUGUUUCGUCUCGUCUUGUGGAAAUUGUAUCUCAUCCCAGCCCUACUGACCUGUUCUCCAGCUAUCAGCUUUUUGAACCAUCAAUCGCAAAUAAAUGUGAAGCACAAUUUAUUGGAGUUAUCUUGCUGCCUAAAAAAGACAUUUCAGCAAUCCAGGGAUUCAGAAUGAUCAGUAUUUAACCUAUAUGUAUAUGUACAUAGUUAUAUAUGUAUUUGGAGUAUAUAAUUUUUACAGCUUAUUAAUGCAAUUGUGUAUUUAAGUACCUCUGUUGACCUCGUAGUGUUAGUGUUAGCCGCUUUUUGCUCUGUUAAGCUACACGUAUGCCUGUAUUUCAGUGUGUUCAAGUACGCUAGCUGUAAAAUAAGUCACGCCCUUGCGGAAAAAAGUUGAUAUUUUUGUUAUUUUCUGUAUAUAUUCAAUGUCUUUUGUCGAUGGUGUUGUGAAAAAGGUACAGUAUGGAACCUUGCAUGGUCAAAAGCUUUACUGACGCAUAAGGCAACCUCUCUGCCUUUGUAAUUGAUAUUUAUAUGUAAAGAAAUACAUUUUUUAUUUUACUUUAUGUGUCUUGCAGUUAUUGGAAACAAAACAAAAAGAUUUUCUCCGACAUCAUAGCCAUUUCGUGUUGCUUUACGACAAUAUUUCAUUUUUUUUAAAAACCUGGUAAUGUAAUUUUUAAUGUGAAUUUUGUGUUAUUCAAUCAAAAAGCUAUACAUUCCACUGCUGCUUGGUCCCUUUGCAGAAGCUACACUUGUGUCCAUGUUGUGUCCUUUGUGUUCUCUGGAGAAUUAAAAAGCCACAUGGAAAUUGCAUUGCUAAACAUAAAACUGCUUUGUAUUGAUCUCGUACGGUCAUAAUAAAGUAUAUUAUUUUACAUUGAAA
This is a messenger RNA of Boleophthalmus pectinirostris (great blue-spotted mudskipper), 7067 nucleotides long. It is a transcript of the gene syde2, whose product is annotated as synapse defective 1, Rho GTPase, homolog 2 (C. elegans). The transcript is spliced from 8 exons. Gene Ontology annotation, biological process: signal transduction. NCBI's taxonomy places the organism in Eukaryota, Metazoa, Chordata, Actinopteri, Gobiiformes, Gobiidae. The coding region runs from base 202 to 4989 and encodes 1595 amino acids. The record is from RefSeq and is a predicted model, not a curated record.